This is a messenger RNA of Lepisosteus oculatus (spotted gar), 4762 nucleotides long. RefSeq names its product cache domain containing 1 (gene cachd1). The record is from RefSeq and is a predicted model, not a curated record. Gene Ontology annotation, cellular component: voltage-gated calcium channel complex. Gene Ontology annotation, molecular function: voltage-gated calcium channel activity. Lineage: Eukaryota; Metazoa; Chordata; Actinopteri; Semionotiformes; Lepisosteidae.
CUCUGAGUUAGUAUGAGUAUGUAGUUGCUAGCAUUAGGGGUACUUUCCAUUAUCGUUUUUCAUAAUUUGUUUUUAUUUUUUAAAUAUAUUUCUGGAUAAUGCAUUAAUGCCUCUGUUACACCUGGGAUGUACUUUUUGUGAAAAGGGGACCAAAUUUAUUAACAAACUUUAAAAGUAGUUUCAAGUUUUUUUUUUCCUCAAGUGCUGCAGAACGAAUUCCCAGUUUACUACACAACCAAGCCAUCAUGGCGAGGCGGGUAUUGGACGGAUCUGUGAUUUUAUCCCGAAUUUCUUUCUCGAUAUGGAAUAAGUACACAGAAUUCCACUGGAAUAACGAUAAGGUUAUCGCCUGGAGCUUAGUCGCUUUUUGUACGCUUCUGUGCUGUGGAUUUUGUAGCGCGGAAACGGAGUUUUCAAUCUUGGAAGAAGCGCAAGUAUUAGCAGUGCAAAUGAAAAAGCUGUCCGCACAAGAGCUGGGAGUUUUCACAAUGCAGAGAAUAUUCAGCUCCUUUGUGUAUACUGAAAAAACGUCAAACGGUGAAACAGAAGUUCAGCAGCUGGCCAAAAAGAUCCGGGAGAAGUUUAACCGGUACUUGGAUGUGGUGAACAGGAACAAGCAGGUUGUGGAAGCAUCAUACACUGCCCACCUGACAUCCCCUUUGACAGCCAUUCAAGACUGCUGCACCAUUCCCCCCUCAAUGAUGGAUUUUGAUGGGAAUUUCAACACGAAUGUCUCCAAAACCAUCAGCUGUGACAGGCUUUCUACCACAGUGAACAGCCGAGCAUUCAACCCCGGACGGGACCUCAACUCAGUUCUGGCUGACAACCUCAAAUCCAACCCAGGGAUUAAGUGGCAGUACUUUAGCUCAGAAGAAGGCAUUUUCACUGUGUUUCCUGCCCACAAGUUCCACUGCAAGGGUACCUACGAGCAUCGCAGCAGGCCUGUAUAUGUGUCAGCUGUGCGCCCACAGUCCAAACACAUCGUUGUCAUUAUUGAUCAUGGGGCUUCAGUCACAGACACUCAACUUCAAAUUGCUAAAGAUGCUGCACUAAUCAUUUUAAACUCCAUCGACGAGCAUGACAAGAUCUCUGUACUAACAGUGGCAGACACUGUACGGGCAUGUUCUCUUGACCAGUGCUACAAGACAUUUCUUUCUCCGGCCACCAGUGAGACCAAGAGAAAAAUGGCCUCAUUUGUGAACAACAUCAAGGCCUCAGACAGUUCUACCCAGCAUGCCAUGGGUUUCAAGAAGGCUUUUCAGCUGAUCAGGAACACUUGCAAUGUAACCAGGCAACAAACAAACACAGAUAUGGUGAUAAUCUACCUCUCAUCAGGAACAACAUCCAGAGAUUCCUCCGAAGAUGAAAAAAAGGCCACCCUCAGUGUAGUGAAGGAGGAGAACGGCUAUCUCAACAAUUCUGUCAUGAUCCUGACCUAUGCUCUCAUGAAUGAGGGUGUGACAGGACUAAAGGAGCUGGCUUUUCUGCGAGACCUCGCGGAGCAGAACUCGGUGAAGUAUGGUGUUCCAGACCGCACUGAUCUCCCUGUCGUCAAGGGCAGCAUGAUGGUCCUGAACCAGCUGAGCAACCUGGAGACCACUGUGGGACGCUUCUACAUCAACCUGCCCAACCGGAUGAUCGACAUGGCUGUCUUCAGCCUUCCAUAUGCAGACCAGAUGGGAGACGGCUUCAUUAUGACAGUAAGCCGACCAUGCUACUUUGGCAACUUGCUACUGGGAAUUGUGGGAGUUGAUGUAAAUCUGGCCUACAUACUGGAAGAUGUAACCUACUACCAGGACUCGAUGGCAUCUUACACCUUUCUCAUAGACAACAAAGGCUAUACUCUCAUGCACCCAUCACUCACAAGACCUUACUUGAUGACUGAACCCCCUCUCCACACUGACAUCAUCCACUAUGAGAAUAUUCCUGGCUUCGAGCUGGUACGGCAGAACAUUCUCAGCCUCCCUCUUGGCAGCCAGAUCAUUGAAGUGCCAAUUAAUUCCUCACUGUCAUGGCACAUGAACAGACUCCGUGACACCAACAGAGAUGCUUACAACGUGAGCUAUGCCUGGAAAUUGGUCCAGGACACAUCCUUCAUCCUGUGCAUUGUGUACGUGCAGCCGGAGAUCCCUGUGAAACAGCUGAAGAACCUCAACACUGUGCCCAGCAGCAAGCUGCUGUACCACCGUCUAGACCUGCUGGGGCAGCCCAGCUCCUGCCUUCAUUUCAAGCAGCUGGCAACAGUUGAAAGUCCCACAGUGAUGCUGUCAGCUGGGAGCUUCUCUUCGCCAUAUGAACACCUGAGCCAGCCUGAGACCAAGCGCAUGGUGGAGCACUAUACUGCCUACCUCAGUGACAACACCCGUCUCAUCGCCAACCCAGGGCUGAAAUCCUCUGUCAGAAAUGAAGUAAUGGCUACCAGUCACGUAACCGAUGAAUGGAUGACACAAAUGGAAAUGAGUAGCCUGAACUGUUACAUUGUGCGUCGUUACAUAGCAACGCCCAAUGGGGUGCUGCGGAUUUAUCCCGGCUCUCUCAUGGAUAAAGCAUUUGAUCCCACCAGAAGACAAUGGUACCUGCAUGCUGUGGCCAAUCCGGGCCUGAUAACUUUCACUGGGCCCUACCUGGAUGUAGGCGGGGCAGGAUAUGUGGUCACAAUCAGUCACACCAUUCACACCUCCAGCUCCCAGAUGGCCCCUGGUUACGCAGUGGCAGUGAUGGGCAUCGACUUUACUCUCCGAUACUUCUAUAAGGUCCUCCUAGACCUGCUACCUAUCUGCAACCAGGAUAAGGGCAACAAAAUUCGGUGUUUCAUCAUGGAGGACAGGGGAUACCUGGUGGCACACCCCACCCUUAUUGACCCCAAAGGCCAUGCUCCUGCUGAACAGCAACACAUCACCCACAAGGAGCCCCUGGUUGCGAAUGACAUCCUCAACCAUCCCAAUUUUGUGAAGAAGAAUCUGUGCAACAGCUUCAGUGACAGGACAGUGCAGCGUUUCUACAAAUUCAACACCAGCAUAGUAGGUGAUCUCACAAACCUGGUGCAUGGGAGCCACUGUUCAAAGUACCGCCUCACCCGGAUCCCUGGGACUAAUGCCUUCGCCGGGAUUGUGAAUGAGACCUGUGACUCUCUGGCCUUCUGUGCCUGUAGCACCGUGGACAGGCUCUGUCUCAACUGCCACAGGAUGGAACAGAAUGAGUGCGAGUGUCCCUGUGAGUGCCCCCUGGAGGUGAACGAGUGUACUGGCAACCUCACAAAUGCAGAGAACCGGAAUCCAAGCUGUGAAGUUCACCUGGAACCCCUAACGCUCACUGUCAUUGACACUAGUCUACAGGACACUCUGCCACAAUGUAUCAACACCAGAUGCAGCCAGAGAUACACUAGCAGUGAUUGCUUUGGUGUGCUGGAUUGUGAGUGGUGUAUGGUGGACAGUGAUGGGAAGACUCACUUGGACAAGCCCUACUGUGCCCUGCAGAAGGAAUGUUUUGGGGGCAUUGUGGGUGCCAAGAGCCCUUAUGUUGAUGGCAUGGGACACUUAGAUGAUGAGGUGACCCCGCUGAAUAUGAUUAAGAGUGCUCCGGUUGGGCCAGUAGCCGGAGGCAUUAUGGGCUGUAUCAUGGUACUGGUGCUGGCAGUGUACGCUUACCGACAUCAAAUUCACCGUCGGAGUCACCAGCACAUGUCUCCUCUCGCAGCUCAAGAAAUGUCAGUGAGGAUGUCAAACCUAGAUAAUGAGCGUGAUGAAAGAGAUGAAGAUAGCCAUGAAGACCGAGGUAUAAUCAGUAACACCCGAUUCAUUGCGGCAGUGAUUGAGAGACACACUCACAGCCCUGAGCGCAGACGGCGUUACUGGGGUCGCUCUGGGACGGAGAGCGAUCAUGGCUACAGCACCAUGAGCCCUCAGGAGGACAGUGAGAACCCACCCUGCAAUAAUGACCCCCUCUCAGCCGGGGUGGACGUGGGGAACCACGAUGACGACUUGGAUUUGGACACGCCUCCCCAGACUGCGGCCCUGCUGAGCCACAAGUUCCACCCUUACCGUCACUCUCACCACCAUCCCCUGCACCACGCGCACCACUUGCAGGCCGCCGUCACCGUGCACACGGUGGAUGCAGAGUGCUGAGGCUUCACUCCUGUGCACUGGUAGCACAGACCUUUGAAAAAACAAACAGUGCUCUGAGGCUGUCUUCAGCAGGCCCUUCAGGAGACAUGUUCGAAUCCAACCUCUAGCCACCUGGAUUGCUCUAUCUGCUGAACUGUUGCCAAGACAACGAUAGGGUAAACGUAUUGGAGAAGGAUUGUUAAAACUGGAUUUUGGGGGUUGUUGGACGACAACUUUGAGCAUACUUUAAACAGAAGGGGAGUUUUCAGAUUGCAGAACAUGAGGAUGGAUGUCUCUAUGAAAAGCUUAACAACCUCUUGGAAACUUGUGUAAAAAAAAUUGUAAACAAUGCAUCUCAGAUUUUUUUAAAAAAAUAAAGCAUUAUUUUUCUACUAUUUAUUUAACUGAACUUUUAAAAGUAAAUGCAGUAAAUUCAUUCGAACGGAGACUUAAGUAAUGGUUUGUCAUUCUGUCUUUGAAGCAGACUAGGACUUGUGAUGACCAGACAGAACAAUGGAAGCAAUGAGCUUUCACCUCUUUUUUUUUCUGUAACACAAGAAGUUUAAUUUUAAAUGCUUGUUUUGUUAUUAGCAUAAAGUGAAGAAGCUGAUAUUUCAGCGUAGAACAUUUGUAUUGUUCAACAGUUGCUUGAAAAAAAA